This is a messenger RNA of Vitis riparia (riverbank grape), 2665 nucleotides long. RefSeq names its product N-alpha-acetyltransferase 35, NatC auxiliary subunit. Gene Ontology annotation, biological process: N-terminal peptidyl-methionine acetylation. NCBI's taxonomy places the organism in Eukaryota, Viridiplantae, Streptophyta, Magnoliopsida, Vitales, Vitaceae. The record is from RefSeq and is a predicted model, not a curated record. The transcript is spliced from 16 exons. Gene Ontology annotation, cellular component: NatC complex. Bases 247 to 2433 code for a protein of 728 amino acids.
CUCCAAGCCCUGGGGGCUCAGCUGAUGCCCGGGCUCUCACUACAGAUCCGCCUAAUUCGACCCACAGAGACCGCCAAUCCAAAACCCGACCCGUUCCAUGCCCUAAACGGCUAAACCUUCGUUGACACGCACUCUCUCUCUCUCUCUGACUCCACUCUUCAAAGCUACUACCCUCUGCAAUCGAACGCUCCUCUGCAACAACGCCACUCUCCAAGGCUUCCAACAGCGCAGACCCUGGUUCAACAAAUGGCCCACAAACCCAUAGAAUCCGAAGCCAGAGACCCUCACGUGCCUGUAACCAGCUCCAUUUCCUCCGGCGAAAACACUGUCUGGGCCGAUGUUACAUCUCUUCUCCAAGCAGCCUCUCAAGGGCUUCAAGAGGGUGAGCUCAUUCAUGGAGAUAAUUUUAAUCUUUUUGCUGCAAUGUCUGCUUUAGAGAUAAUGGACCCAAAGAUGGAUUCUGGUAUUGUUUGUAAAUAUUAUUCUGUUGACGAAGCCAUCGAGAAUGGUGCUGCUCCAGUUCCUCUUAGCUUUGAUAAAACUAUUGAUGUCCAAUGCACUAUUGACAUCAUGGACCAUCUUCUAUCAUGCGAGGCAACAUGGCACAAGGGUCAUUCAUUGGCACAAACUGUCUUUUCAUGCAUCUAUCUUCUGAGGCUUGAUAGAACUUCUUCACAUGCUAUAUUGCAUUCAUAUUGCAGACUCAUACGUGCAACCUGCAAGGCAGUUAUUUCAGUUGUCUCAGACGCAAGAACACAUGAAGAAGAGGAUCUUUUUACAAUGACAUAUGGUCUACCUUUGAAUGGGGAUGGAGAUGGAAAAUGCUUAUCAAUGCUAAAUGCAGUAGAAGAAACAAUCUCUCGCCAAUUGCGUGCUUGUAAAGCCCCAUCAUCUAAAAAAAGGGUGUUGGAAGAUAUAGAGCCGUUACAAACUAAUCUUGAUUUGGAAGAAGGUUAUUGCAAAGCUUUGCUAUGUCGCUUACGCUUUCGUAAGCAUUUUUACCAUGUUCUUAUGUGCAUGCGACGACCUCAAGGAAGAGGUUUGGAGUUAGCAAGAAAGCAUAUUGCCUCCUGCUUAUCAGAGCUAGAAUGCAUUUAUAAAUCAGCUGAAUUCCUUAGGUCUAGUGCAUGUGGAAAUUGUGAAGAUGGUAUAGAAGAUAAAACGACGGCCUCUGGUUGUGAACCAAUUGGAUUUGAUGCAAGUUUAAACAGUAGGUUAUCUGCUCCUACCCCACCACGUGCCAUUAGAAUUCUUAACUGGAAAAAGGCAAUUGAAUACUUCGAGAAACUUCUUCAUCAUUUAGACAUUAUUUGUUCCUAUUCUUUGGACCCCUCGUUAGAAGCUGUUUUGCGCUUUGUGGUGCAAUUCCAGAAGCCUCAGCCUGAUUUGGUUGCAAGAGCUCAUCUCCAGCUUCUUUUGGUUCAAGAUGGAAAACUAUACGGACGAGAUCCUAUCUUUGCUGUGAUUUGUAGAGCUGCAGCAUUGCCUGAAGUUGUGAAGAACCAUGAUAUUCAAAAGAAUGAAUUUGUUGUGCAAUUAGGGCAGUUAGUGAUCAAUUUGCUUAAAAUCCUGUGUACAAAUGCUGCAUGGCAAAGGCGUAAGCUUGGGAAAAUUUUACAAGAUUGGCGUGUUAUCUAUGUACAGUUAGAACUAGCUUUCAAAACGGAGUUUGGAGAAAUGUCAAGCAUUACAAAUGAAGAGAAUGUGUGCGUAAAAUUAUCCAAACACAUCCUCAUUUGGGUAGAGGAGCAAACAUAUUGGAUAGCUUCUCGUUUUCUCAUGUUGGGGUUUGAACUGGAACUGUAUUCCCCCAGUGAAUAUUGCAUGGUAUACUGGUAUAUUUAUGUGGUCUUGAUCAAGCUUGCAGAGAAACAUCAUCUUAAGAUGGUGAUGAGCAAUGACACUGGUAAACGGAAAGGGAAGAAAAAGAGGGAUUCCCCAAAAGAUGUGGCGAGGGAUUACCAGAUCCCACCUGCUGUCUUGUUUCUCCAGUGCCAUAUAUCUCUUGCUGAAGGGCUCACAAUGUUGCUUGCUGCUCUGAGGAAUGAAAACAGGGUUUUUCAAAGUUUGGGCCCUUUUAAUACCGAGCAUGAGAUAUUCAUUCAACACUUUGAGCUUCUACAGCAAGCCUGCAUUCCUGAUCACAUUUCAUACCUCUCAUUCAAGGAUACUACAGCCUAUGCUCAAUUCUCUACCCUAGUCAUGUACAAUUACUUCAAAGAUGCUCUGAGGCUUGCAAAGGAGCUUAGAAGUAGUUUCUCCAAUGACCCAGACAGAAUGGCUGAACUCCGAAAGAUAGAGCAGGUUGCAGAACACAAUGGCAUAGCUCUAAACGUCAUCUGCCGGGUAGGAGCCCUCGACCCAUCCCUGAAAGUCUCCUUUGAGUUCAACCACCAUCCUUACUUUGCUACCGCCGUUGUGAGGAGGUCUUGAAGGUGCUUUUUCAUCAUCUCCCAUCAAUUUUGAAAACCCUUAUAGGUUCCCAAAGCAUUUGUAACAUUCUAUUUUUAUCCGAUUAAUUUUCCCAAGUUAUUUAUUGAAUGAAUUUGUAAUUCGCAGAGGAAGAAAUAAGCAAUGUUGUUGAUGUGAACUCAGAAUCAUUUAUUGAGAAAGAAUAUAUUAAAAACUGAGUUAUAGAGAAAGCUGAAGAACCCUAGGGCCAUUC